Octodon degus (degu) is the source of this 581-nucleotide messenger RNA. RefSeq names its product fatty acid binding protein 5 (gene Fabp5). Gene Ontology annotation, cellular component: nucleus; cytosol. The record is from RefSeq and is a predicted model, not a curated record. NCBI's taxonomy places the organism in Eukaryota, Metazoa, Chordata, Mammalia, Rodentia, Octodontidae. The transcript is spliced from 4 exons. The coding region runs from base 77 to 484 and encodes 135 amino acids. Gene Ontology annotation, molecular function: fatty acid binding. Gene Ontology annotation, biological process: fatty acid transport.
AGCGGCCCGCGCCGGAGCCGCACAGCACGCUGCCGCGCUGACAGCUCUGCUCCCGGAUCCCGCGCCCGAUCCCGCUAUGGCCACCGUGCAGCAGCUGGUAGGAAGAUGGCGUCUGGUGGACAGCAAAGGCUUUGAUGAAUACAUGAAGGAGUUAGGAGUGGGAGUAGCUAUGCGAAAAAUGGGCGCAAUGGCUAAGCCAGAUUGUGUCAUCACUUGUGACGGCAACCACCUCACCGUUAAGACCGAGAGCACCCUGAAAACAACACAGUUUUCUUGUAAUCUGGGAGAGAAGUUUGAAGAGACUACAGCUGAUGGCCGAAAAACUCAGACGGUCUGCGCUUUUAAAGAUGGUGCGCUGGUUCAGCACCAGGAGUGGGACGGGAAGGAGAGCACGAUAACCAGAAGGUUGCAAGAUGGGAAGCUGGUUGUGGAUUGUGUCAUGAACAAUGUCACCUGUACCCGGGUCUACGAGAAAGUAGAAUAGGUAUCCCAUCAUCACUUGGACAGGAAUUAGCUUCGAGAAUGAAUAAGCUCAGUUCAAUGAGCAAAUCUCCAUGCUUUUUUUUUUUUUUUUGUCAUUA